Messenger RNA from Cuscuta epithymum, 3169 nucleotides. NCBI's taxonomy places the organism in Eukaryota, Viridiplantae, Streptophyta, Magnoliopsida, Solanales, Convolvulaceae. The record is from the annotation of a GenBank genome assembly.
AUAAGGUGUCCUUGGAUAUCCUUUGAAGUCUAUUUUCAUAAUUGAGUGGUCUCUGUUCUAGAGGAGAGAGUAGUCAUCCAAAAAUCGAUCUGAAGCGAGCAGUGGUCUGUGAACUCGAGCUGUGAGAGUGCUGAGACUGUUUGGUUGAUAUCUCGAGUUUUACCAAUCCAAUUAAGGCGUGUGAGAUACCAAAAGAAAGCUCUCAAGACGAGGAAUCCGUGAAGGUCUGGUUUGCAUCAAUCGGAGUAGAGGAAGGCUUCCAAAUCGUCCGAGAAAAACACAACCUCGCAGAAACGGAUUUACUCUUCUAAAGAAUCGAGUUAGCCGGAAAACACCCGUUCUAGGGGCUGUUUUCGUAUCAACGGUUAGGGGUUGAAAUAGCAACUUGAGGAAGCUGCUUAACACCCAUUUUCAAGCAAGGAAUCAGUUCUCAAGCUUCCUUGGCCGAGGCUUUAGUCAUUGGAUCGAGAAGGAAAGUUUUAAAGCUCAUUUGAGGUUGAGGCUAGAGCUUGCUUCCUGUGCUCGUUGCUCGAGAGAUCAUCUAGGAGCGAAGACUUGGUUCGUGCUUCCUCCAUUCGGAUUUUAAACAUUAAUAAACAUGCUCAUGGAUAUUUUACUAUGGAGCCUGCGUGCUCAUGAAUAGCCCGGUGUGGCCUUUUUGUUUUAAAAAAUGUUUUCCGCUGCAUUAUGAAUUACUUAUUAUGUUUGUUUAUGGAUGGCUUACGUGUGAAUGAUAUUCGAGACGCCUUGUAUAAUAUGAAUGUGUUGGACUGCGGUUGACUAUUCGUAUUGUACGGCGGGUUGUUGACGUGUCCGGGGAGGUCCGGGGCGUGACAAUUAAGUUGGUAUCAGAGCCUUAGUCCAUAAACUUCAUAAUGAAGUCUCAAAAUUCUCUUUUUGAAAAGAUUUUGAAAACCAUGAGCAUAGAAGUUUUGUACUUGGAGAGCUUUUGGUACUUGAGUUGCAAGGUCUCUUAUUGUUAAGAUGGUACCCUUAGCAAUUGGUAUGGCGGUGACUCGAGCCAGAAUGUGUCUUAAGUACCUAUCCGUCAAUUGACAUUUGAUACGAGUCUAACGACUCUUUCCAAAUUUCUUUCAGAAAUGGACCGUGGUGGCAGGAUUACUAGGAGAAACCCGACCGGCCGUGUACCAGUGGAGACUGGACAGGGCAGUCGAAGGACCUCUAGGGCAUCUAGAGGAGCUGGCCGUGGAGGCCGGUCACAGACCGUGAGUGACGGUCAUAUUGACACAGAAAGUGAAACCUACUGGUCCUAUGAGGACUCGACUUACCAACCGGAAACCGAGCCGGUUGAGACCCCUUACGAAGGGGAUGACGAUGAUGUAAGUGAUGAGGAGGGGGAGAAUGACUCCCUAGCAAGAAUUGAGGCGCUGCUCCAACAAUAUCAGCGGGAGCGCGAGGAAAGGAGGGAACGCCGAAGGCGCCGGGGAGGGCGAACUUCGGGUGGGGCUUUAAGAGAAAGGAGCCAUGGCGAUUCUCGGGCCCACAUUGAACCACAUGGGGGCCGGGGUGAUGGGGGUCCAAUCAUAAGGAUCUCAAAAUUUCUUAAAGAGGCUAGAGACUUGGGGUGCAAACCCUUCAACGGAGCAGGUGACAUCUCGGUCGCCGCGGAAUGGAUCAAGAGAUUGAACGAAGCAGCCCUUGAUAUGCAACUCACCCCCGAAUUUAAACUAAGGGUGGCGGUGAGAUUGCUUGAAGGGAUGGCAUCCACAUGGUGGGAUGGAGCCAAGGGAAAGUAUGGCAAUACCGUGACUUGGGAGAAUUUCCGACAGGAGUUCUUUGCCCAAUAUUAUUCUGAUUUUGAGGUGAACGCUAAAAGGAGAGAGUAUACCCUCCUGACCCAAGGUGGCAAGAUGACGGUGAGGCAACUUGAACAUAAAUUCAGGGAACUCGCGGAGUUCAUACCGGAGUAUGUCUGUGACGAGAACCGGAUGGUAAAUCACUUCUGGGAUGCCUUAGACUUGGAGGUGCGUGAGAGGGCAACACAGUUGCCUAACAUGACCUUUAGCCAAGUGGUUGAGCAGGGAUUGAAAGGGGAGAAGGAAUGGGAAGAAAGAAAGUUGAAGAACGCCGAAGAGGCGAAGAAGAGGAAGUGGGAGAACCAUGGACAUCAGGGUCCUAAUAAAAAGGGGAACCAUGGGGGGGGGAUCCUUUCGGACACCCCCACUGCCAUCUAGGGGAAGUCAAGGCCCGGGCGGGCAAUCACAAGCCUCGGGGGUGACUCGUUGCAAGAAUUGCAAGAGGAACCACCUGGGGAAAUGUCGUGACCCUCCUAGAUGCUAUCAAUGCGGAAACACCGGGCACUUGAAGAUGAAUUGCCCACAAUUGGGUGGGGCAAGGUCAUCGGGACCAAGUAGUGGUAAUACUGGGACACGGAAUCAAGCCGGGACUUCACAAGCGUCUAGGGGGCAAGGGGGAGCAAGCGCAAGCAAUGCCCCAUCCGUGAAUCAAGGAAGGACUCAAGCUAGGGUCUACGCGAUGACGGAGGCGGAUGCUCAAGCUAACCCGGAUUCCGUUGCAGGUUGAGGCUAGAGCUUGCUUCCUGUGCUCGUUGCUCGAGAGAUCAUCUAGGAGCGAAGACUUGGUUCGUGCUUCCUCCAUUCGGAUUUUAAACAUUAAUAAACAUGCUCAUGGAUAUUUUACUAUGGAGCCUGCGUGCUCAUGAAUAGCCCGGUGUGGCCUUUUUGUUUUAAAAAAUGUUUUCCGCUGCAUUAUGAAUUACUUAUUAUGUUUGUUUAUGGAUGGCUUACGUGUGAAUGAUAUUCGAGACGCCUUGUAUAAUAUGAAUGUGUUGGACUGCGGUUGACUAUUCGUAUUGUACGGCGGGUUGUUGACGUGUCCGGGGAGGUCCGGGGCGUGACAGUCCUCCUUUUUUUAAUCGCAACAUGUUGAAUUUAACAAUAUUCACAUGUUCUUCUUUGACUACAUUUUACAAUAUAUUUUAUGAUUGUUUUUUUAAAUAUUGUUCAAUUCAUCUCAUUACAAAUUUUCAAAAUCUGAUUAUUUUUAAUUUGUUUUACUAAUAGAGAAUACGAUAUAUUUAUAGUCAAAGAUGUGCGUUGACAAAUGUGAAAUGUUGACCGUUGCAAUUAAAAAACGGAGGAAGUAGUUAUGAAUAUCAGAUUUUUCAUUUAAUAUAUUUAGAUUUGGA